UACGAUUCGAACGUGUCCGUGUCUUAUUCGCACAUUUUUAUUAAUACUCCGAACUUCGUUUCCUCUUUUUUUUUUAACGCGGGGGCUUCGUUCGUGCACAGUGGUAAACCCCUUCUCCCUCUAACGUAUGUAUAGGGGAAACACGAGUCUCCUUUUAUAAAUAAUAUACGAAUCCUGAAUGAACGUUCGAAAAGGUUCGUCCAACCGUUCGUGUCCGUACGCGCGUGUGUGUCGUGUCCGUAACCGCGUGAAACUGUUGUAAUAUAAUUUUUUUACCAAAAAGUUUCGUGUAGUGUAUAAGGAGUGUGCACGCGGUGAAAUAUAUAUAAAAUAUAUCAACAAUAACAACAACAACAACAGUGAAAGAGAGAGUGUAUGUGUGCAACUGUGCUUUUUCGCAGUGUAAAAAGUGCAAGUGAAUAUUAUAUAGAAACUCCGCUCGCCAAGCCGACGACGACUUUCGUGUAGCAAAAGAAAGAGAGAGAAAGAGAGAGAUACGAGGAGAGAGAAAGAAGCAACAAGGCGCGCAUGGCGCUGGCGCUCGUUGCUCUGGCUACUGCUAUUGCUGCCGCCACCACCACCACCAGUCACCACCACCACCACCACUGUGCCUCCGCCGAGUCGUUAUUAUUAUAAUCCAGCCCUGCACACGGUAUUCUAGGGCCUGGGCUGGAGUCGACUGCAGCAGCAGCAGAGCUAGUAGUAGGCCUCUCUUCUUCGUGCAAAAACUGUGUCCGUGUCUCUCUCUCUGUGAGCGUCGUCGAGCCGAGUAUAUGAACUUUUAUACUUAAAAAAAGAAAUAAAGCCAAGCGAGGCCCCUCGCUCGAUGCGAUCAUGCAUAACUCAUCGCCGCAGUCGUCGUCGCGUGAGAGAGUGACGACGAAUCUCAGGAUCGUAUACAGUGUCGCGUUCUGCGUGUGAGUAGUCGCGUGUGCGUGUGUGUGUGUUGUUGUACCAGUGUACGUAAUAUAGCCUCGUAUCGUAGGCUUUUUUCUGCCGAGGAUUCUCGGUGGACACCAACGCCGGUGUGUGACAUUUUGUAUAGUAAUUGGAUACACUGCGAUAUAGAAUAGGAUAACUCGAGUGUUAUCUGUCAUUAAAUUUGACGCACAACAAUUUUCAAAGAGAUACACACGCGCACGCAACGUCUGUAUUGAGCCACAUGUUUCGGUUAUAGUUCGAUAGCUCGAUAACAAUUAAAAAAAAAAAAAGAGCCGAAACAGCAACAACGCAUAUAUACCGAAACAUGGACGGAAUAAGCAAACGUCGGACGUAUCUGCGCGAGGUGAAGCCGCACUUGAUAUGUCCGCUCUGCCGAGGAUAUCUUAUCGACGCGACGACCGUCGUCGAGUGCCUGCAUUCCUUUUGCCGUAGUUGCAUAAUCAAGCAUCUGAGGAGAGAGGCUCAAUGCCCGUCGUGCAAGCAGCUCCUCAACACAGCCAAGCCAAAUAUCAAAGCCGACAAAACCCUGCAGGACAUAGUGUACAAACUGGUGCCGGGCCUCUACCAGCUGGAGAUGAAGCGACGAAGGGAGUUCUACAGUAAACAUCCCGAUCACGCCGACGCUACGACGCCGGAACAGCGAGGCGAGGACGUGAGCGGACGCCUGAUAUUCGCGCCCGAGGACGCGAUAAGCCUGAGCCUCGAAUAUCUGCCGACCGGCGCCGAUCCUCUCCUGCUGUCCUCGAGCAUGGACUACAACAACGACAUCGAGGGAAGCAGCGGUAAGGACUCUGCCGCGGCUGCGACUCCCGACUCGGUCAAGCAGGAGCCGUCGCAACAGCCACCGAAUCAACAGCAGCUUCAGCUUCAACAACCACAACAACAACAAGGGUCCAAUGAUGGUGGCGGCGGUGCCGCUUCGAAUUUACGACGCUACCUGCAGUGUCCGGCCCUCGUCACCAUAGCCCAUCUGAAAAAGUUCCUCGCGCUCAAGUACAACGUCGACGUGACGAGAUUCAACAUCGACAUCUGCCACAGGCGGGCCUCGCUGCCCGACCACUGGACCCUCAUGGACGUCGCCUACAUCUUCGCCUGGAAACGAAACGCCCCCAUACAGUUCUUCUAUCGGAUAACUCAGGAGGUGCUCGAGGCACCGACCAGCGACCGGCCCUCGACUCCUGGCCUGGGAGCCACCCAGCCGCUCACCGAGCAGGAGGCAGCGAAGACCCCUUGCGUCGUCGACCCCGAGCCCGAACCCGUCAAACCGAUUCCCAAUCUCAAGCCCCUUCCCGAGUUUCCGGUCAUCAAGAGUAAUAGCAGUAGUAUUAGUGGUAGCGCGGAAAAACCGCAACGGUCGACCAGUCCCAACAAACGCUCCUCGUCCGGUUCGCCCAAGGAUCAUCGUCAUAAUAAUCAUCAUCAUCAUCAUCAACACGGCAACAGCAGCAAAUCGUCUCCGCCGAACCUGAUAAGAGCCGAGGAGGCCAUGAAACAAGUCAAGAGUCCCAUCAAGAUAAUGAAGAAUUCCGAGGGUCGUUAUCAGGUCUUGCGGACCGAUACGCCGCCCGGCAAGACGAGCCCGGUGCUGAACGAAAAGAUCCAAUCGGCGCCACCCGCGGAGUUCAGCGUCGUAAGUAUCGGGGACGGUGCCAACAGCAACGGCAGUGUGAAAAUCACGCUGAAGCAGUGCACCCCCGGCAACAGCAACAAUGCCGCCGCUGCUGCCGGCCCAAAGAAGCCAAAAGUCAUUAACAAUACCCUGCUAAAGAGUUCCGAUCACGUUAAUCGCAAUGCGCAGGGUGAAAAGAUGAAACGCAAGGUCUCGUUCGGUGCCGACGAGGCCGCCUCGUCGUCGUCGUCGUCGUCGGGCCCGACGCCGGCCAAGCAAGCCAAACGACCGGAGAACGACAAGAAGCAGUUUCUGCACAGCUUCCGACUCACGGCUAAGCACGGCCAGGAGGGGGGUAAGACGAAGACCAAAGAGGCAGUCCCGAGCGUCGAGGAGCAGGUCAGGAACAUCAUACGCAACGGCGAGGCCAAUCGUCAUCUGCGGAACAGCUUGAUCGAGGACUCGCCGACAAAGAAACGCCCGGAGACGACUACGACGACGACGACGACGACGACGACGACGACGACGAUCAAGCCGAUCUCGACGAACAUAGCCGAUCGCCUGGGCGAUCCCAAAGUCGUGCUCGAGAGCAAAGCCGAGAGCAGCGGCGCCGGCGGUGAUGCCACCUCCGACCAGUCGCCCGUGGAUGUUUACACCUUCCCGAGUUCUCCGCCCGUGCCGGUACCCGUUGGAGCCGUCAAGAGGAAGUGUCCGCCCGGUUUGCCCAUAUCCGAGAUGCGCAAGAAGCAGUCGCAGUUGAAUUUCCCGUCGAUCGGCAAAAAGACGACGACGACGCCCGUCAAUUCUCCGAAAGUCAGCGGACCACAGAUUCAGCAGCCUACUCCGCCGAAACCGACGAGCACCCCCAAGACUUCGCCGGCUCUGUUUAGGUAUCAACAAAGUGUGCCCAAGAGCACGAGUAGUAAUAGUGGUCAGAAUUCGUCGCUCGUCACUUCACAGGUAGCCUCAGCUGUAACUACAUUUUGCACCCCCACCAAUGCGGGUAAAAAUAGCGUAACCAUUUCGACUAAUACACGUAAUAUUCUCGACAAGUGCGGCCUCACGAUACCGCCAAGUCUGAGCAUUACCCUUAGUGGCCCGGAAACGCCGAGCCAAGAUAGCCCGGACAAUCGACCUCAGCCCCCGUCGAAUCUCAAUCCGAGUAUCACCUUGAACGAUACCUCGGUGGACACUAGGGUUCUGAAGGCGCUGAAAUCCGGUCAGAUUCGUCUGUCGCCCGUGACGAAUUUCAAGCACUCGCAGCAGUCCUUCCCGAAGAAAGAGGACAGUCCGGUCAGAAGAUCGACGCCGUCGCCAAAGAACGUCGCGGGCCCGAAUUCCGCGAAAAAUACACCUACGCCGAAGAACACGCCUGCGGGGAGAAGUACGCCUACGGGGAGAAGUACACCUACAGGGAGAAGUACGCCUACACCAAAAAAUACACCCACGCUGAAGAUUCCAACUCCAGCUUCAAAGCUCAAGACCAAAUCUCCGCCGAAUUGGCUACCAAUUUAUCCAAAGCCCAGCAAAGACAUGUCUCCGAAUUUUGGAAGCGGUCAGUUCGUGACGCUUCAAGGUGGACAAAAGUUUUAUCGCGCUCCGCCGGGUUCAUUGACGCCCGCCGCCAAUCGAUUUCCAGACAUGCCGCCGCCACCUCGCGCUCCCGUUUACGCACCCGUGCUUUCGUCGGCUCAUCAGGGCGGUUCUCGACCAGGUGCCAGCUACGCCAAUAUUCUUCAGAAUUUUUAUGCCACUAAUCAAGCCCCGAAACUGGAACCAUUUAACGCGCCCGGCAAGAAAUUACAGGGACCGACGACGUCCAAGGAAGCGCAGAACCCUGCCGGUAAAACUCACAUAGGAGCGCAAUGCGUGCCUAUCAAGCCUUCCAGAAGCGGUCCAGUCGCGGUGCCCAAAACGCACACCGGCGUUACUAUCAAAGCUGUGACCAAUAGCACGGCUUCCGCAGCCGCGACAGCUGCUCCGAUUCCUGCGCUUUUAUCUUCUUCGACAGCAGCGUCGUCUGGUCUUAAGAUAACUAAAGUUGGCCCUCCAGCCAAGGAAAAUGAUAAUACGGCGAGCGAAAGCAAUACAAAUAAAACGAAAGAGCCCGAGAACAAAGAAAUAAAAGUCAAGGAAUUGAAUCAAGCUCCCAUAAAAACCGAGCAGCCAUCAGACCAGUCUUUGUCAGAGCAAUCUGAUAAAUGCUCAUCAUCUUCUGUAGUUAAUGAACAAGACGAUUCACAUCGCGAAUCAGCUAGUCCACGGGUAACUUCAACGGCUUCUCCGACUCCCCCGACAACAACGGAAAAUAGUAAGACUGAUAAUAAAGUAAAACCCGAAAAACCAAUUUCCGGAUCUGAGGUAACUAGUAGCAACAAAAGUCCUGAGAGUCCUGACUCUAGUUCAGGAGUAGAGGAAAAUGCGACUGAUAAUAGUAAUAAUGGUAAAACGAUACCCAACGAUAAAACAGAUAAAACGGAAAAAACUAAAGAUGACAAGACCGAUCAGACGAAAUCCGAGACGCAGUUGCCAAAAAUAAAAGAAGAGGAAAAAUCGGAGCAAUCGGAAUUAACCAAGUCCACUUCGAGUACCCUACAACAGCGAUUUUUAGCGGCUUUUCCAUCUGACGAGUGGUCUAACAAUCCAGCAGCAGCUGAAAGAUUCGGUGAUUUUCUAAAGAGCCUUUCUACCAUCAUCUGAUGUGAAUGAAAUUUCUAAUUUUAAUUGGAGGACCAUUGAUUGCAUUAAAUAACGUAGAUGUCAGUUUUGGUUUUAAGUGUAAAAUCACACGUAAGUUGAACAUUUGUUUUAUUUUUUAGUGACGUAACUAUAAUCAUUUUUCACUUACUUAUUAAUUUGUGUAAUUACCUUUCAAAAUAUCUGAGUACGAACAUGCAAGUUUAUACAAACGUAGAUUUAAGUUUUAAAGAAUGAAAAUUUGAUAACUAUGAAGUUAGUUAUAUGAGUAUAAGUUAUAGUGCGAAUUAUCUUGUGUGCAUAUUGCUUACUUAUCCACGAUUGGAAAAAAGAGAACGUGGAACAUUUGUAAGCUGCGGGGGAUGCAAGAUAAUUACUGUACAAUAUAAUUUAGUGAGUAAAAUUUUAUGGAAAAGAUAAUGUUUCGUUUGUAACGUUUAUCGCGCAUGAAUAAACAUCAUCUUUACGAUAUAUUUUACUGUAAACUUGUGUUUCCCCGCACUCCUAUCAUUGUAUAUCAGUCAUAGCAAGUUCAUCGCGAGCAUGGAGAUAAUGAUGAUGUUAGACUUCGUUAAGUAAAAUACUUAUAUUAUAUUCAUUGAAUAUAUACACACGCCAUGUCCUCGCCUCGGACGAGCGAACGUGUAACAUUUUUGUUAAUUCUCUCUUUGUUUCAAAGACUGCAUUUUGUCUAUUCCAACGGAGCUAGAAGUUAGAUUGAAGUACCGUCUAUAUGUGCUCGAGAGUAGCAAAAUCCCCCGAAACAUGUACUGCAACAAAUGAUACGAUACACAAUCAUCGAGAUCGACUUUGAUGAUAUCGACGCGUACAGAUUUUCUAUACUCGCGGCACACCACUCGAUUUGACCGGCUCCAUGAUACGACCAGAAGAAACAGAGCUCGCGGAAUGGAACAAACAUAAUUAUUUUUAUGUUAUAUUAACAUGUACAUAAUAAUAGUAGAAAUUCUCCACGUUAGACAGAGAGAAGUUCUUUUUUUUUGGUAUCGACUUAUUGUUCGCAGAAAAAGUUUGGCUUUAGAUACUAGUGCAAUGUAGCGCGCUUCGUA
Messenger RNA from Trichogramma pretiosum, 6315 nucleotides. Its product is annotated as polycomb group protein Psc-like. Gene Ontology annotation, biological process: negative regulation of transcription by RNA polymerase II. The record is from RefSeq and is a predicted model, not a curated record. The coding region runs from base 1247 to 5251 and encodes 1334 amino acids. The transcript is spliced from 10 exons. Gene Ontology annotation, molecular function: metal ion binding; promoter-specific chromatin binding. NCBI's taxonomy places the organism in Eukaryota, Metazoa, Arthropoda, Insecta, Hymenoptera, Trichogrammatidae. Gene Ontology annotation, cellular component: PRC1 complex.